Molecule: messenger RNA, 663 nt
Organism: Perkinsus marinus ATCC 50983
Lineage: Eukaryota; Perkinsozoa; Perkinsida; Perkinsidae
Exons: 1
Coding region: 1-663 (220 amino acids)
Source: RefSeq, a predicted model, not a curated record
AUGACCUACAAAGUCCUCAUUGUUCUCUUCGUCCUCUGUGCUGAGCCAACUGGAGGUAUACGUGGACCAGAGAAGGAGAAAGGGCAUCCUCCCCGACAUGUGCGACCAGUGCCUUACAAUUAUCAUGGCCCAGCUGUUGGUGGUGGGCCGGGGCAGGUGAUGGAUCUCAGCAGAGGACGCUACCUUGAUCAUCGUGAUCGUCGUGAUCAUCGUGGUCAUCGUGAUCGUCGUGAUCAUAGCGGUCAUCGUGAUCGUAGUAGUCAUCGUGACCGUCGUGAUCGUCGUGACCAUCGUAACAUGAUCUUGACCCCACAGAAGACCAGGAAGAUACGGUGGGCUGAUGAAGGGGGGAAGCCAUUGACGACGGCCUCUGAUGAGAGAGUUGAGCCAUCUGUUCGUGAUGACAGGGCAAUAAAACGUGUUAAGUCGAUUCUUAAGGAGAGAGGUCAGAAUGUCGGCCAAGUUGAAGAGUCUACUGAAAGCAAGGCGCCAGAGACCUCUCCUGGAUCCAAGAAUGAGGUUCAGGAAAGAGCGGUAUCGACCGAUACCAUGUAUGCUGGGGUAGACCCGAAAUCUUCUGCCAGAGGUGAAGUGACUGUGGAGGAGGAAAAGCCGAGAAAGGCGGAUCGUAGAGGCCCAUUCGUGACGAAGAUUAUUGUUUGA